AUGAAGAGCGUGAACCCCUCGCACCCGAUGCUUCUCCAGGACCCUGGAGCCCACGGGAGGAUCGGCCAGCUGGGCCUGCUCUCUACUCACCAGAGCUCACUGCUGGCUUCCGAGCAGCACACGCAGGAGAACCGCAAGGCCAGUGGGCAAGCCUGCCCUUUGAAGGCCUGUGAGCAGGCUGAGAAGGCCAAAGGGCAGCGACCCCAGCCUGGGCGAGGGAGACCUCCAGCCACCUGUGCGGACGUGGAGGGCGUUCCCAGGGCACUGGGGCAGCCCCUCCUCACUCUCGCGGAGAACCCACCCCCGAGGUGCUACUGGGGAAGAAGCCCAAGGCCACGGGAGGCCAGUGCGCACAGCGACCACGCCAGGGCCGGCCGCUCCGGGGCCGCAAAAGGCCCGCUCCCCACCUGGAGGCCACCUCCCCACCAAGCCCUGCCCCGCCUUCCCUUGGGAGCCUUGGAAUUCCCAGGAGCGGGAGCGCCCCGGGCGCCCCCAGAGGCCGGCCACCUGCCCUUCCGGGCUCCUCCCUCCGCGCCCGCGCCCACACCCACGUGCUCGGGGAGGCGGCCCCUCACAGGAAGCCAGCACGCACGGAGCACCCUGGCGGCGCGCGGGCGGAAGGGCCCGCUCGAGCCCCCAGGCCACGCCCCCACCCCACCCGCCGGGCGGGCGUCUCCGGGGGUCUCCGUCCGCUCGCGGCCUGGCCACACCCUCCCGGGCCGCGCGCCCGGGCCCUCCCCUCCUGGACGGCGCUGGGGCCUGGAAGCGGCUCCCUCCGGGUUUGACCCACCCCCCCGACCGAGCGCGCCGGGGGCCCACUCGCAACCCCACCCACCCCCACCUGCUUUUCUGGCUCGGCCGCUCCCAGGAGCCCUCCCCCAGCCCAGGUCCCUAACCCUCAGGCGAGGCCCCUCCCAGCAGGAAGCGCGGCCCCGCGGCCGGGCCGAGUCAAACUGGUCCCGCUGGCUGGCAGCCCCCAGCCCGGAGGGAGCCAAGCUGGGAUCCCCGAGCCCCACAGCCCCAGGCUGUGACGGAACCCCGGGUCUGCGAGGGCGCUGCAGCCGCAGCACAGCCCGGGAAAGCAGCAGAACCUGCACCUCCCGGCCGAAGGCGCACCGCUCAGAGACCGCAGGGCUCCCCGUGAACACCCUGCUGCAGCCGGCCCAGCGGCCCUCAGCACCUCCUCAGGAAAACACAGCAGAGAGAAACCCUGGGCGCAGCCCCAGCACUGGAGCUGAAUGGCCGGAGGAGCUGGGCAACCGGCUCUCAGCAACACCCCACAACCGGCCCGCAGGCGGCUGGGAAGACCAACCUGAGAGCGGUGCCGCCAGGGCAGGCACCGCCGCCUCGGCCCCCAACCACCGCAGCCCAGCUCCGCCGGCGAGAAUACGAACCACGCCGGCGGAUAAACAGAGAGUGACACGCCGGGCCCGGCGGCGCCCUGCCCCUGCGGCCGCCCCCUCCCCCAGCCCCGCGCCCUUCCUGCCGAGCGGCCGCCCGCACCGGCGGCCUGGGGGCAGGGCCGCGCGCCCACCCGCCGCGGGGCCCGGCCCCGGCCCCGGCCCUGCCCGCGCGCAGCCGUGCCCUGCGGGCGGCGGGCCGGGCACAGCGAGAAGCCGCGCGAGGGGCGGCGGCGGGCGCAUAAAGCGGGGCCCGCCUGUCAGGCAAGCGCGGCUCCCCGGGCCGCUCGGAGCGCAGCGCGGAGCCGCAGGCACAAAGAGCCGGCGCCCGCCGCCCGCCGGCCCCGCGCGCGGGGGGCUUUGUGCCGGGCCCCGCCGCGCGCCGCGCUCCCGCACACGCACGGCCCGCGGCGGGCGGCGGGCGGCCGGGGUCCCGCCCCUCGCGCGCACACACCCCGCGCGCCGCGGCCCCUCCGCGCGCCCGCCCACGCCCCUCUCCCGGGGGCGCGCCCCGCGCCCCGCGCCUCACCUCGUGUGCGUCGGCGGCGGCGCUCCCCGCCGGCCGGCCGGCCCGCCCGCGGCCUCUUCUUCGGCGCCGCCCGCGCCCGCCCGCGCCGCGCGUCCGCCCGCCCGCCCCGCCGCCGGCUCGGCUCGGCUCGGCUCCCCGCCCCGCGCGCCGAGCGCCUCUCACAGCCGCCCGCCCGGCGCCAUCUUGGAAGCUUGUGACGUCGCGCCGCCCGCUCACCCCUGA
Capra hircus (goat) is the source of this 2151-nucleotide messenger RNA. Its product is annotated as basic proline-rich protein-like. The record is from RefSeq and is a predicted model, not a curated record. Lineage: Eukaryota; Metazoa; Chordata; Mammalia; Artiodactyla; Bovidae. Bases 1 to 2151 code for a protein of 716 amino acids. The transcript has 5 exons.